AUGAGUUCCACUCCUCUGCAUGAGCAAGAGGCCCAGGUCCUUCAGCAAGGUGGCGGUCAGGGUGGGGAGGUGGUACCCUCAGGCAGUGUAGCCUCCCGCCCCCCUCAGCCCCACUCAGACCCCCAGGCCUCCAGACGUGUCUGCUUCUAUAAGAGUGGAGACCCCCAGUUCGGAGGCCACCGGAUGGUCAUCAAUGCCAGGACCUUCAAGACCUUCGAUGCACUCCUGGAUGCCCUGUCUAAGAAGGUCCCCCUGCCGUUCGGGGUCCGCACCAUCACCACCCCCCGUGGCUCCCACCCUGUCCGGGGUCUGGAAGAGCUGCAGAAUGGGGGCUCCUAUGUCUGCUCGGACCAGCGGAAGGUGAAGCCCCUCAACCUGGACAUGGCUAACCGCCGCCAGCCACCCUGGAACACCACCACCCGGCCCGUCAGCGGGGGUCGGAGGGCGCAGCGAGGGAGUCGUGGUGUCCCCGGGGACAUCAACCGGCCGGCAGACAGCAGGAUCAGGACCCCUAAAAGGCUGAUAGUAUUUAAGAAUAGAGACCCCAGUGUGAGGAGGACUGUAGUUCUGCAGAGAAGAACGGCUCCAACCUAUGAUGCUCUACUGGACUACCUGUCAGUCAUCAUGCAGUUCCCUGUACUGAAGCUGUACACACCAGACGGCAGCAGGGUUGAAGGUCUGCCAGCCUUGAUCCUGUGUUCUGGGGUGGUGGUAGCUUCGGGGAACGAACCUUUUAGACCAGGGAAUUAUGACUUCCUGACCCAGCCUGCUGCUGCUCUGUCCUUUAACUCAGACUCUAUAGAACCAACCAGGCUAAAGCCUCUAACAGAAAAUAAAACAUCGUUAUCCAGCGGGCGGCGGUCCAGGAACUUCAGCCUGUCAUCAGAGAGAUACUUUGUGAAUCAGAUCAACAAGUCUCUAAACCAGAGAAAGACCCGGGGCUCUAUAGAUAUGGAGACAGAGACGUAUCAGCUUGUAGAGGACAACGGGAAGACCUCCAUCGUACCGCAGGAUGAUGACAUUGAGAAGUCCUUCAGGGUCAACCAGGAUGGCAGCAUGACCGUCGAGAUGAAGGUCCGUCUGACCAUUAAGGAGGAGGAGAUGAUCCAUUGGACAACCACGUUGAGCCGCUCCAGCGUGGUGACCAAUCAUAAACUAGGAGCCAAGUCGGUAUCCACCCCACAGUCCCCCGACAACAACGUGGAGGCGAAAGACCCUAACAUUGGUCUCAGUGAGGAUGAGACCAAGGAGAGUAACCACCCCAGCCGCAAUGCAGAGAGGGACGUGGCCUUCAGCGGGACGGACGGAGGAGGGACGGACAGUGGCGGUGGAGGCAGGGCUGGUUCUCUGAAGGCCCACCCCCAUCAGAAGCGGAUGCCAACCCCUGGGCUGAGACAGGUGAAAAAGAAACAGGCGUCCGUGGAGAGCGUAACCACGGUGACGGAGACAGGUGUCCAGGAGACCAGCCUAGGGACUUUUUCGUACACAGAGUGCAUGGCAGACGGGGAAACCACAGAGGGGUACUGUGUGGUCCGGCAGAGCAGCAGCAGCUCCAGGUUACCCGCCAUACCACCUGUCCCCAAGCCCAGGAAGAGUGGCUCGGCUGGGGCCAGCAGGGCCAUCAGGACCAGCUCCCACUCCUCACUCCGGUCCUCUGGAGUAGCAGAGGUGAUGCAGAUUCAGAACAAUGGUAAUGGCAGGGAGAUCACUGAGACCGUCAUGCACAUAUACGAGAGGAGACAGAGCAGCUACGAUAACUACUAUGCCAACGCCCUGGGGCCCGGGUAUGGGACAUGUGGGGAGGGAGGUGGGGGUUAUGCAGGCGAGGCAGGGUAUGGUGGAGGUUGUGGUGGUGACUCCAACCCCAUUCCGCGGAGUAAACCGGCCUCUUCAGAUUCGGGGCCGCGCUCCUCCGUGGACUUAACCCGACCAUCCAGUACCAGCGACUCACUGAACCAACAGAGGGAUGAGAUACUCUCUCUGUCUUCUGAACCCACCUCACCUUCUCAGAAUGUCACCCUUCCAUUUCAAAAACAACCAGAGAUCAUUAGCAACAAACUGUCGUCUUUCCCAGACAACGAAGCUUACGCCACGUCAGAGUCUUACACAGGCUCAUCUCCUAAAGAGACAGAAUGGCCAGAACCAAAGGUAUUGGAAUGUUCCGAUACAAAGGAAUUUGAAUGUUCAGAGACAAAGGAAUUUGGAUGUUCAGAGAGAAAGGAAUUAGGAUGUUCAGAGACAAAGGAAUUAGGAUGUUCAAAUACAAAGGAAUUAGGAUGUUCAGAGACAAAGGAAUUAGGAUGUUCAGGGAGAAAGGAACUAGAAUGUUCCAAGACAGUAGCGAAAGAAGAGGGGGUUGAGGAGGAUGCUCUUGAAGAGAACAACAAGAAGAGGACAGUGAAGCGGAACGGAAUUCAAAUAAGCCCAACGUCCACUACGAGCUCAAAGAGCAGACAGAAGGACAGCGUGGCAGGGUCUGUUCGGAGCACCAAAAAUACCUUUUCUCAUGCCAGCACAGAGAAGAAGAGCGGCAGUGCAAUAGGAAGUGAACAAAUUCUAAGCGCAACAGAGAGUGACAGCCAAGUCAGCCAGAGGAGUAGAGAGAAGGUAGAGAAGAAUAUAAAUUAUAUUCCUGUGAAGAAUGGGCCCUUGGUGUUAAACAUAAACUUGAAAGAUUCUGAAAAACGAGGUUUAGCUUCUGAAAAACAGCUGAAUAUAGGUGAGAAGGUUGGAAGAGGGCAAAGAUCCCAGAAGGUCAACACCGCUAAGUAUUCCAGGCAGAAGACACAGCCGAGGAAGAAUGUGUUUUAUGUUUCCCCAGCCAGACAGACUGACAUCGGAGAGACAGACAUACAUACAGAUACCGGACAGACAGACAGACAAACAGACAAUAGACAAAUAGUCAGACAGACGGGUCGAAAGAUGGCCAGCCAGCCAACCAGAAAGACCUUGGCUAAGCAGAGGUCCAUGUCUAACGAGGACAGAAUCAAAUCCCCUAAACAGACUCUACUGAGUGAGAGCUUCUCCAUGCCUGUCUUGCACCCCCCUCUAGCCCCCUCUGGGGUACACCAGUACGUAGAGAACUGGCUGCAGAACAUCGCCCUGGAGUCCAUCCCCUAUGUCCCCUACAUGGAGGAGGGAGGCCAGGACACAGAAGAGACUGAACCCAGGACCAAGGUAAACAUGGAGGACGAAGGCCAGGACACUGGGGAGGCUGAACCCAGGACCAAGGUAAACAUGGAGGACGAAGGCCAGGACACUGGGGAGGCUGAACCCAGGACCAAGGUGAUCUUCCAGAUAGGAGCCGACUCAGAGGUUGAGUCAGAAGUGAAGAGUGAUUACCCAGAGGAUCAACAUCUGCCCCAGGGGGGAGACCACCUUUCAGUGGGAGGCAUGUCCAUGUCCAUGUCCUGCCUGUCUGUCCCUGUCAGCUACGCCGAGGCUCAGGUCGACCUCUCUAACCCCCAGAGGACCAGGAAACUGUGCUCCUCUAUGCCCAGUGUCAGGAUCGACCCGGUGGAACAGCAGAGCAGGCUCGGUCUCCUCCACCGCUCAGCGUCCUUUGUCCCUCAUCCUGUAGAGCACAGUGAGUCUUCCUCCUCCACCCACCACCUCCUUAUCCCCAAGGCCACUCUUACACCGAUCUUCCGUCAGCUCUGCUCCUCGAUACAGUGCAUCAGACAGGCCUCCCAGCCUCCUGCCAGCCUGGAGAAAUCACACAGCAUGCCUGACUUCUCCUCUCAGGUGUCAUCGGUGUUCGGCUCGUCCUCCAAGGCGCUGAUGUCCUUCCUGUCGGUGUCCACCCUGAAGGACACCCUGUCGUCAGCCCUGGGAAAAGGAGGAGGAGGAGGAGAGUUUUGUAGAGGGAACUCUAACAGCGGGUCGGAGGCCCUCCUGGUGAUGCAGUCGCUCCAGAAGAUCUCCACCAUGGAGGACGAGGAACAGCAGAGAGCCAGCCUGGCCAGCCUGCAGAGCCAGACCUCUGAUCAGCUGAAGGACAGCUGGAGAGACUUCCAGGAAAGGAGCAGUGAAAUGGGAGACAGGGAAAGUCCUCCUCUGUCUCCGAGCACCAACCAGGAGUUCGCCCUGGAUGUGGAGUCUGAGGCGGGUGACGAGAACGGAGGACGGUUGGGUAUCGAGGAGCUCAUGGAGGAACUUAACAUGCCCCAGGAACUCAGGGAUGAGGUGUCGUCGUUGGUGGAGGGAGAGAGAACAGUGCAAUACGCCAUGAGGUCUCCAAUGUUAGGGGGCAGCGUCAGUGAUAUGUCUUAUGCAGUUGACACUGAGGUAGACAAAGUAGAGUGUGAUGAGAUUGAGGAAUUAGAGGUGUUUGAGGAAGAUGUGAAGAAGAUACCUGAUAACUGGCCUGGGUCUGAAGCUUCUCAACGCAGACCUUCAGCUGAAGAGGAGGAGGAGGGGAAGCAGGAGGGAGAGGAAGAUGAGGAGGAGCAGAAGGAGGAGGAACAGGAGGAGGAGGUGCAGGAGGAGGAGGGGGAGGGUUUGGAUGCUAGAGAGAGAAGAGACUUCCCACAAACAGAAGCAACAGCCAUUCACUCUGAGGAGAAAGAGGUGGAGGAAGGAUAUGAUGCUGAGGUGGAGGAUGAGAAAGAAGAGGUGGAGGAGGAAGAUGUGGAGGUUGAGGAUGAGAAAGAAGAGGUGGAGGAGGAGGAGGAGGUGGAGGAUGAGAAAGAAGAGGUGGAGGAGGAGGAGGAGGAAGAGGUGGAGGAGAAAGAUGUGGAGGUGGAGGAUGAGAAAGAAGAGGUGGAGGAGGAAGAUGUGGAGGUGGAGGAUGAGAAAGAAGAUGUGGAGGUGGAGGAUGAGAAAGAAGAGGUGGAGGAGGAGGAGGAGGAGGAGGUGGAGGAGGAUGAGAAAGAAGAGGAGGAGGGUGAAAAGGCACAGAAUGGAGAGAAGGGAGAUAAUGAGGAAGAGGAGGAGAAAUACGAGGAGUUGGUUGAGGAGGAGGUUAAGGAUAUGGAGGGAGAUUAUGAGGGGGAGGAGGAAAGGGAGGAAGGAGAUGAGCAGGAGGAGACAGAGGAGGAGGAGGGUGAGGAAGUUGAGAUGCAGAGGAAGGAGUUAGCAGAAAAGGAAGAGGAGGGAGAAUGUGAAGAAGAUGAGGAGGAGAGAGAAGAGGUGGGGGAAGAGGAGAAGGAAGAAGUGGUGGAGAGUGAGGACAAGAGAUCUGAAUCAGACUUUGAAGAGGGCAGGAGUGUUGAUAGUCAUCCAUCCUCAGAUAACAAAGUCUGUUCCAGUGGCAGGAUGUUAGAUGAAGUCUGUAAUAUAGAAGAACGAGGUUUAGAAGAGGAGGGAGAGGAGAAGGAGGAGGACCAGGGCAGCUGUGAAGAGCAGAAUUAUGAUGAGGGGGAGCAGGUGGAGGAAGAGGAGGCAGCAGAGGUUGGGACUGAACUAUCAAUGUCAAGGAAGUCAAGGCAGUCUUUAAAGUCAGAUAAUUCAGCAAAGUCCGAGAAAUCUGUAAUGUCUGAGAAAUCAAUGAAAUCCGUAAAUUCAGAAAAGUCAAUGACUUCAAGGCAGUCUUUAAAGUCAGAUAAUUCAGUAAAGUCCGAGAAAUCUGUAAUGUCUGAGAAAUCAAUGAAAUCCGUAAAUUCAGAAAAGUCAAUGACUUCAAGGCAGUCUUUAAAGUCAGAUAAUUCAGUAAAGUCCGAGAAAUCUGUAAUGUCUGAGAAAUCAAUGAAAUCCGUAAAUUCAGAAAAGUCAAUGACUUCAAGGCAGUCUGUAAAGUCAGAUCAAUCUGAGGUAGAUUGUAAAGUCUCAGAACACGAGGAGGGUGACGUAGUGUCCAACAACUCCUCCUCUAGAGCCAUGUACCUCUGUGGUGUCAAAGAUCAGGGUCUAGACACCUCCAACGAACUAAAGACUGACGAAGGAGAGGAAGAUGAGGAUGAGGAAGAAGAGGUCAGAGGUAAAGACUGCUCCCAUCCUGUUGAGAUAUCUCAGGAGCUUCUAGACUUUGUCAACACUGCUCUGAAGUCCUCCUCCCUGAUGUUCACCUACGACCCUAAGGGUAACCUGCGGAUCGAACCGGAGGGGGCAACCAGGGUCGUCCAUACCAAGCAGAUGGUUAUAUUUAACGGGUGUGUCGACAGCCAGUACGGCCUGAAGAGACUGCCCAGCCCCAACACCUCUGACCUGUCUGACUACAGACCUGACACAUCCAGCAGUGGAGGGUACAAGACCCAGGGGUCAGUGGACAUGUCAACGGAGAGCGGAGACGAAGACAAGGAAGAGGCAGGGAGACACUCGCCUGGCUUUCGACGUAUCAGACAGACUAGUGACAAGCAGAGUAAAUCUAAACCCUCGUCAGAAAUGAAAGUAGAUCAGUUAAGGAGCCCUGAGAGUCUUGAAGGGAAGAGGCCCACAGGGAGCUUUGAGUCUUGUCACUCUGGGGCUAAAGUCUGUGGGGAGAGCCUGUCGUACGUCAGCGGGUCCAGCUCAGUGAAGACAGAACCAGGACCAGAGCUGGUCAGGAUGAUCGAUCAGGGACGUUGGCUAUUUAAGGAGGAAGACUCUCCUGAAGUGGGAGGAGCGUGGCAGAGCGCAGCAGACUCUAAGAGCCUCCCUGACUCUAGUGAGGGGGUUCUGAUUGACCAAGGGCGCUGGCUUCUUAAGGAGAAUCACCUAAUCAGGAAGUCUCCCCCGGUUCCCAUGGGGAUGUACGGUAACCUUGACAACACGUCCGUGGAUACAACCCUCAGUGAGGAGGCUCCAGCCUACGACCACCUCUCCACCUCCCUCCACCAUCACCACCACCUCAACCCCCUGUCUGUCCUCUCCUCCUCCGAGCUAGAGGAGCUGGCCCGACCUCCGACCCCUAAGUGCACCUAUUAUAACAUGUCCCACAGCAGCGACUCAGACCCCUUCCUUGACAAUCUCAGUCUCAACGGGAACGGGGCCAGGGAGAGGUCAGAGGGCAAGGAUCAGGGGUUGCAGGGCAGGUCUAAGAGGGAGACAGCUGUGGACACAUCCCGGACCUGGGCGAGGAAAAACGGCAGCAUGUCGUCAUUCGCCUCGGUGGAGUUCAAGAUGCGGGACGGCAGGGUGCAUCCGGAGGCGGAGCUGGGUGGGUCAGAGGCUGCUGUAGAGCCAAGCUCCAGGACUGCAGUAGGUAUGUCUGGACGGAGCAGGGCUCUGCAGGUACAGAGCAGUCUAGAGUCUCUACGCUGUGGACCGUAUUGUCCUAUACUAUAAUAACUGUUUUGACAGACCUGUCCCAUACGAUAUACAACACAGAUCUGUCCCAUACCAUGUACAACAAAGACCUGUCCCAUACGAUAUACAACACAGAUCUGUCCCAUACCAUGUACAACACAGAUCUGUCCCAUACCAUAUUCAACAAAGACCUGUCCCAUACCAUGUACAACAAAGACCUGUCCCAUACCAUAUACAACACAGACCUGUCCCAUACCAUAUUCAACAAAGACCUGUCCCAUACCAUGUACAACAAAGA
Messenger RNA from Oncorhynchus nerka (sockeye salmon), 7462 nucleotides. RefSeq lists its product as uncharacterized. The transcript has 14 exons. The record is from RefSeq and is a predicted model, not a curated record. Gene Ontology annotation, biological process: photoreceptor cell development; intracellular signal transduction; axoneme assembly. Lineage: Eukaryota; Metazoa; Chordata; Actinopteri; Salmoniformes; Salmonidae. Gene Ontology annotation, cellular component: axoneme. The coding region runs from base 1 to 7203 and encodes 2400 amino acids.